AUGGUAGCUGAAAGUUUUACAUUUUUCGAAAUGGUUGAAACUGAUGAUAUCGAACGAUGGGCAAUAGCAGUAAUUCGUGAACCAUUUCUUUUACGUCAGUUCUGUAUAGAUACACAAUUUCCACGUACACGUCAAGAAGAAGAAGAAUUAGAAAUGGAACGACACCUGGCCGAAGAUCUUCUAAAAUGUGACAAAUGCAGUUGUGUACAUCAUGAUGGUUUUGUAUAUGAUAAUGAAGUAGCUGAUUUGACAAUAUAUACACCAUCUGAAGUAGCUACACUCUAUAGAAAACUGGAACUUAAAAUUAUCAAACAUCCUGAUCGAUGUGAAGGGUUCGAACAUCAAACAACAUAA
Rotaria sp. Silwood1 is the source of this 354-nucleotide messenger RNA. The record is from the annotation of a GenBank genome assembly. NCBI's taxonomy places the organism in Eukaryota, Metazoa, Rotifera, Eurotatoria, Philodinida, Philodinidae.